AUGUCUUCUUUCUUUCAAUUCUUACCACUUAGGGAUGAUAGAGCUUUUUAUCUAUUAAAUAGAAGUGCUGUUAAACCAAUAAUCCACACAACACGUUUGGAAUAUAUUAUUUAUAAUAUUCAUCCGAAAAGAAUUUUGCAUUUAAUAUUUCAUGGCAUAUUAGGAGCAUUUUCAUCAUCAUUGUUUUUGAAAUUAUUAUGUACUAAUUAUAGUAAUUUGUUUGAACCCUGUACAAAUGAAAGCAAAUACAUAUGCUUCUAUAAUGAGAAACAUCUUUUUGUCAUACUUCAUGGUCUUUGUUUGGGAUGUUUGUAUAGUAUUAAAUAUUUUCUCCAUUGGAAUUAUGUAGAGUUUCCAAUCAUACAACAACCAAAAAUUCAUACAAUAAAGCCAAAAUUAUUCCUUCUAAUCUAUGAAUCAUUAUGGGAUUCAUUAAAGUUCAUUCGCUGGAUUUAUCCAAUUUAUUGUAUUUCAGGAUCAUUUUUGAAGCAAUUUAUUUCUUCAUUUUUGGGAUUAGAAUGCAAUGAACAAUCAUCGUUAACAACAACAAAAUUGCUUGAUAUAGAAUUGUUUGCUAUUUGCUGGAUAUCUAGUUCAUUAUUAUAUUUGAAGUGGAAAAUAUUUAUUUGUUUGUUUCAAAUUUUCAUUACUGAGAAAUACACAUUUUCUAUUGAAUGCAGCAAUCCAGAAGAUAUGAAGAAAUAUAUUGUGAUUGGUCUUUGUUGUGAAGACUUUCCUCUUUAUCAGUAUUUAAGUUACAUUGAUUUAAACUCAUUAGCGAGGCACUCUUAUGAAAGACGUAAAGAAAUAUUUGGUAUUAGUCAACCAGGUGGCCAUCCAUAUCAUUGGGAUGCAAUAUUUUCAGAAUGCUCAAAACAAAUAAAUUCAUUUCUAACAAAGCUAAAAGAAAAUUAUAAUUCAAGCAUAUUUUCAACAGGUUAUCAUUCAGAUGGUCCCUCAUCUUUAUCAACAUCAACUUUUUGGAUGAAAUUUAAAAUGUAUUUUAUAAUGGAAUUGCCUGGAUUGAAGUCAAGAAAGUUGUAUAGCCAUCAAGUAAUCUUUUCAAUAAAAGCUCUCUGUCAUUUAGUUUCCUUUUCUUAUAAUGAAGAUAAAUACGGUGUAGUUCAAAGAUCGUUAUCAGAAAUACUUUACCUGUUGUUUUCUCUUCAUGAGACAAUGGAAAAAGAGAAAAUUCCUAAACAACAUAAAGAUAUGUGUGAAAUUGAACAUUUUCGACAGUGCAUAACAAAUGGUAUAUAUCAUAUCGUGUACACUUUCAAAGACCAUCUACAUUCACUGCCAUUGUCACCUGAAGAUCAUAAACGUGUGGAUAAGUUUUUGAGCUUUAUGGAAUGAUUAUUUGAAAUACAAUUUAAAUCUGUUCACAGCUUUGUUAUGUAAAGUUAUUUAAAAUGUAUCUAAAUUGAUAUAUUUUAACAAUUUUUAUAUUUAUAUCAGA
Molecule: messenger RNA, 1459 nt
Organism: Centruroides sculpturatus (bark scorpion)
Lineage: Eukaryota; Metazoa; Arthropoda; Arachnida; Scorpiones; Buthidae
Gene: Ndc1
Product: nucleoporin NDC1-like
Exons: 14
Coding region: 1-1356 (451 amino acids)
Biological process (GO): nuclear pore organization
Cellular component (GO): nuclear pore transmembrane ring
Molecular function (GO): protein-macromolecule adaptor activity
Source: RefSeq, a predicted model, not a curated record